Messenger RNA from Pocillopora damicornis (cauliflower coral), 858 nucleotides. Its product is annotated as EGF-like repeat and discoidin I-like domain-containing protein 3. Gene Ontology annotation, molecular function: calcium ion binding. The record is from RefSeq and is a predicted model, not a curated record. NCBI's taxonomy places the organism in Eukaryota, Metazoa, Cnidaria, Anthozoa, Scleractinia, Pocilloporidae.
AUGAGGUCUGGUAAUGAUAAAAGACCUGAUAUACUUCAUGUUGCUAAAAAGUAUCACAGAUCUGAUGUGCUUCAUAUGGCUGCUCGACAGGCUUCAUUUUUUACCAAGCUGUUUUUCAUUUCCCAAAUGUUCCUUAACAUUGCCACUCAGCAGUGUGGAACUGGCGGCGACCUAUACUCGAUUUAUCAAAUGAUGCUUAAGGGCCACACCUAUAAGACGUUCAAGACUACACCAGGCACCCUGGAAUGCAGAGAGACUUGUCUCGCUGAUGAUAGAUGUCAAAGCUUUAAUUUCGUCAUUUUCAUUGCAAUAUGUGAGUUAAACAACCAGACUAAAGAAGCAAGACCAGAGGACUUUGUCAAGGACGAGAACAGAUAUUAUAUGGCAAAAGGUCUAAAACGAGUUCCCCUGGGAUCAAUCUUUAAGCUGCCUGCUGAAUCAUGGGAGGAAAUCGAGGCGAGUGAAGGAAAGACUAAUCUACUGGAUUCUACAAGAUCUGAGAACUCUAUUUUAGCUCGUAGCGACGUAAAGACAAAAGAAUGUGGGCCUGUUGGUGUAGCAGGCAAAAAUGCAAUCUCAGAUGCCAGAAUGACAGCAAGCACUGUCCAUGAUGAAAGAUUUUAUCCGUACUAUGGCCGACUCCAUGAAAACAGGGGAUAUGGAGGAUGGUGUCCAAAGACUGAAACUGACAGAACAGACUAUCUUCAAGUUGAUAUGGGUACAAUGCUGUCUGUUUGUGCUGUGGCCACUCAAGGAGAAAAGAUAAACGAUGAAUGGACUACCAGCUACAAACUGCAACUAUCCACAGACGGUGUAACCUGGAACGCUUACGAGGAAGCCAGCACUGCAAAGGUUUGA